GUUUGCUUUACUUACUCUCUGGUCAAUACACAAACAUGGAGUGGACAAGUAGCAUUGGGAGAAAAGCCAUGGCUAGGCAACACAAAGCUGAAGUUAUGAUUGCUGGAGAACAACUCAGGCUGAGGCUUCAUGAUGGAAAACUGAUCAAAGACAGACGGUACCAUCUCAGGACGUAUCCAAAUUGCUUCGUAGCGCAGGAGCUCAUAGAUUGGCUUGUGAGCCAUAAGGAGGCGCCGGAUCGCGUGACAGCUGUUUGUCUGAUGCAACACCUCAUGGACCAGGACAUUGUCCACCAUGUUUGUGAUAAGAGGUCGGAGUUCAAGGAUGCCAAACUGCUUUACCGUUUCCGCAAAGAUGAUGGCACAUUCCCCUUCAAUACAGAAGUAAAAAUAUUCAUGCGAGGACAACGAUUGUAUGAGCAUCUCAUAGGGGACAAGCACUCAAUUCUGCAGCUGAGAGAGGAACUCGGUGUUGCCUAUCAACGCUCCUUUCCUGGCUGUCAGUUAAUCGAUUGGUUACUUCAAAACGGAGAAGCAGAGAGCCGGCGCCGGGGACUUGAGCUGUGCCGUGCUUUACAAGAGCAUGGAAUCAUCCAGCAUGUUGCCAAAAAACAUGAUUUCUUUGACAGUGGACUGCUUUAUCAGUUCUGCAUCAAUUUUCGCCGCAGACGACGACUGUCUGAGCUGCUGAAUGAUAGCGAACAAGACAAUGAUGAGGGCACAGCGGCGUCAACACAUGAAGACAACCACCCUGACAGUCCAUUUCUUCUGCGCAAAAAACAACCACUGGAGGCUGACGGCGCUUUCCAGUUAGUGGGGGCCAGGAAGGACCUAAAACAGGUGAUCAGUGGCCGUCGAGGCAGCUUGAGCUCCCUUCAGCUUCACUCUGCUGGAUUUCCCCCUAUUGUCCCGCUGUCAUUAACCCCAAUCAUAAGAUGCAACCCUAAAUCUGUUCUUAAAAUAUAUUAUACUUGUGAUGAGUUACUGGCACCAGGAGCCCCCUUCACCAAGAGAGUGUUGACGGUGACCGGCGAUGCACUAGGCUGGGGCUUUGUUGUUCGGGGAGUAGCUCCUUGUUAUGUGCAAGCCGUUGACCCUGGAAGCCCUGCAGCAGCUGCCGGAGUAAAGGUGCAGCAAUUCUUGUGUCAGGUGAAUGGACAGUGUGUACUCUAUCUGGACUACAGGACAGUGACCACACUGGUGAUGACAGGACCUCGCAUUGUGGUCCUUGAGGUGAUGGAACCACAGAAAUAUUGACUAAAAAAAAAGACUGUUCAGUAUUAAAAUUAUUUAUCAACAGUCAUUUUCCUGUGCUGUUCAAAGGGCAUACUGAAGGGAUGUUUUUAGACACUUCACUGAUUGCAUCAUAAAAGAAGGUCUUUCUAAUAUUUUGCACUUCUAUUGGGGAUAAUUUUACUGCACUGACCUAAAUAAAAAAUUGCAUUUUCCCUGCAA
Messenger RNA from Nerophis lumbriciformis (worm pipefish), 1454 nucleotides. RefSeq names its product DEP domain-containing mTOR-interacting protein. The record is from RefSeq and is a predicted model, not a curated record. Gene Ontology annotation, cellular component: plasma membrane. Gene Ontology annotation, molecular function: guanyl-nucleotide exchange factor activity; GTPase activator activity; protein binding. Gene Ontology annotation, biological process: positive regulation of GTPase activity; regulation of signaling; G protein-coupled receptor signaling pathway. NCBI's taxonomy places the organism in Eukaryota, Metazoa, Chordata, Actinopteri, Syngnathiformes, Syngnathidae.